Molecule: messenger RNA, 1745 nt
Organism: Schistocerca piceifrons (Central American locust)
Lineage: Eukaryota; Metazoa; Arthropoda; Insecta; Orthoptera; Acrididae
Product: copper homeostasis protein cutC homolog
Exons: 2
Coding region: 304-1035 (243 amino acids)
Molecular function (GO): copper ion binding
Source: RefSeq, a predicted model, not a curated record
ACGAGGCUGGGAGGUACACUAUUGUUAUCGAUUACAGUUCGUCCCUUUAUCACAAACCAACGCAGCGAGAAGAUUCAAACCACGCACGUAGUGUAGUGACCUUCACACAGUGCCACACUACACCUGACGGCUAUUAAAGGAUUUUACGACACCAGCUUUCGUUACGUGGUCGAUUCUGUCCGGCAUCAGCCGGAAGUUCGCGAGUCUCGCGUCACGCAACGUGUUAAGUCACUUAACAACUCGAAAGGCAAGUGGGUCUGUACUCAGUAAGCGUCCAGUGGGCAGCCCCGUACGUAUUUAGAAAUGGAGGUUUGCGUAGACAACGUGGAAUCGGCAGUGAAUGCAGCUGCUGGAGGCGCAUCACGUCUAGAACUGUGCAGUGCACUAAGUGAAGGAGGGCUGACACCAACAAAAGGCUUAUUGACGAUCAUAAAAAGACUGGUCUCAAUUCCAGUGUUUGUUAUGCUGAGGCCAAGAAAAGGUUCGGAUUUUGUUUUCUCCGCCGACGAACUGGAGGCAAUGUAUACGGAUGCAUUAGUGUUAAGAGAAGCAGGCGCAGAUGGUUUCGUGUUCGGUGCUCUUACCCAUGGAGGCGACGUUGAUAUAGCAGCGUGUAGGCGUGUACUUGAAAUUGCGUCCGAUAAACCCGUGACCUUCCACAGAGCAUUUGAUGUAACAUGCGAGCCAUAUGGGGCGCUGGAAACGAUCAUAGACCUUGGCUUCUCGAGAUUGCUAACAAGCGGCCAAGCAUCAUCAGCAGAAAAAGGAUUGGAACUUAUUAAGGAACUUAUACUAAGAGCAAGAAACCGAAUUAUUGUCAUGCCAGGAGCAGGAAUAACAAUAAAAAAUUUGCCAGUAAUACUAAAUGAAACCAAAGCGAGAGAAUUUCAUGGCUCUGCACGCAUUCCGAAACAAUUAGUUUUGAGAAAAAUUAAUUGUUCAAUGGCGUCUGAUGAUGAUUCUGCGAUGCUUGUUACAAGUACUGAUGUGGUCAGAGAAAUGGUUACCAUAUUUUCAUCAUAUGCAUCAACGUAAAUAGUACUUCCCUGCUGUCUGGUAAAAUUGAAAUCUUUUAGCUUACGUUCUUCAUCUUCCCUGCUGUUCAAACUAUUGCUUUUGGCAAAAGGAAAUAAUUUCAAGCACUAUUCACGCAACCUAAAAGAUUAGAUGUUAUGUCUCUGAUAAAAAUUUUCUUUGUGCUAUAACCAGAUUAAUUUUAAAAGACAUUAAGAUCGAAAUUAUGUAAGAGAUCCGACUCACAACUUACCAAAUUACACAGUACCUAAGAUUUUAAAUGAAUACUUCCAGUAGUUUGUGUAUAUCAAAAAACCAAGCUGUAUUUGAGUUCUGUAUAGAACAAUAGGCGUGCCUGACAAUGUUUCGCUUAAUGGAAUUACUCUACAUUGCUUUUGUGGAGUAUACAAUAUGCUGAUUACGUCAGACAAGUUAAAAACUGUGUGCUUUAAUGAAACUCACAGUCGUGAUACUCGACGAAACUGCUUGAAGUGAUUGAGAAGCCUGUGUUAUGUCAAAGCUUUGGCCUGGGUUUCAUGCUACUUUAGUAGUGCCUGUGAAAGGCAGAUAUCUUGUCCUGUAUAACACAGUUUUCUACUUGUCAUAUACUGUCCAUGUUCAUUAUUCACAACAGUAUAUCAAAGGGAUCCUCAAUUCCUUGUGUUGCAUGUGCUGGCAGCUUGUUAAAGAUAUGUGUCCAACAAAGCAGAACCCCUCUCUGAAGAAUGAGC